UACCAUAACAAUGGUAUACUAGGGACAAGAAGGUAAUUGUAAGUGGAGUAAAGGUGGGUGGCCCACCCUUAAUCACCACUUCAGAUAUUUUGCAACUUCUCUCUCUAAAAUUCUGUUCCAAAAUUUGAAAUUCAAAAUUUUUUUUGACUUCUCAAUUUAUCUUUAAUUUGUCUUUUAUAAUUUACUGAUUAUUAAUUUAAUGUUAUGUAAAAAAUCAGGUGGUGGUUUCAUUAUUACUGUUUCUUUCCAAAAUACGGUUCUUUCUUCUUCUUCCUCCUUGCGUGCUCUCCCGCUCAAUUGAUCUCCCUCCAAAUUCUCCGCCAAGAACUGGCCAAAUUCUCAGUCUCUCGUUAGAAGGUUAGCCACUUCGUGACCGGUUUCCAAUUCAUACAGUCCAAAAAGGGUGUUUGCCAGGGCGAUUAUAUUUGGUGAAAUUUGUUAACUAAGGAAGUUCUGAAUUACUUUCCAGGAUGGUUAUCAAGGGACAAAGUGGUAGCAGCAGCAAACCUAGGGAAAAACGCGUGGAAGUUGCUCGGAAUAGUAAGCUAAAGGGCAAAGACCCUGUCGUCGAUGAAGAAAUGGAAGAAGAUGAGGAAGGGCGAUCGCUGUCUGGGGAUGACAGUGAAGAAUCUGUUUUUGACGGGGAUGCAUAUGAAGAUGUUGAAGAUGAUGAAUAUGAGGAUGAGAUAUAUGAGGACGAAGAAUUCGAGGAUGAAUUAUGCCAGAGAACAGUGAAACGUGCGCCAAAGAAAAGGCAAUCUGCUAAAAGCAGGAGGGUUAUUUCAUACGAUGAAGUAGAGGAGGAAGAAGAUAUAGAAGACGAAGACGGUGAAUAUAUGGAUGGUGGGUAUGAAGAUGAAGGAGAGGAUGUUGUUGUUCGCGUUCAGAAAAGAGGGAAGAGUUGGAAGGAGGUCGGGCAGAAUGCUUUGAAGAAGAAGGCACAUCUGCAGAUGAUGCGGAAGAGGCGUAGAGAGGAUUAUGAUGAUGUUGACGAGGGAAGGAGACCUGUGAAGAAGACGAUACUUCCUGCGAUGAAGCAGAUGGGUAGGAAGUUUGAUGAAACAGGGGUAGCAAAAGGAAAGCCCCCUGCAAAACAGAAGGCAAUCAGAGGGAAUAACAGGAGGAUGUUUGUGCGGGUACCGAUUCCCAAACAUCCUAUGUCUAGGGGUGAGUAUGCGAAGUUUCACGGCGUGGUAGUUGCUACUCAGCGGGCUAAUUGUGGCCGGAAGCAACCAAGCGUUAUCUGUCGCACGGAUGCAUUUUCUAAGAUUAUUGCUGCUUUUGAUGAGUCAAGGAGAAGUUGUGUUAGGAAAAUGGGUUUCGGGGGAAUGUUGGAUUUGAAAAUAUCCAAGCUACCUAGGCAGCUGUGCUACUGGCUGAUGUCCCGGUUGGAUGGGGGUAACAGUUACCUUGUUGGAGGGGACGGCCAUGUGUUGCCGAUAACUGCUUCCCAUUGGGAAUAUGUAUUCGGAUUCCAGAACAGCGGUCUUCCGGUGCCAGUGAAGGAGUCUGAUCUUCCUCCAGGCACCCUUAAAGCGAUGGCCCUCAAGUAUGGUGAAAAGAAUACAUCAACCUCAAAGAGCACAAUAAUCAUAGCGAAAUCUGUAAAGGAAUUGGCAGGGCCGGUAGACGGUGAAGGAAAAAUAAAGCCCCUGGCUAAUCAGCGUGAUAGGGCCUCGUUCAUGGAAAAUUUCAUGAUUGUGUUGCUGGGGCAGAUUUUAUGUCCUUCUACCGAUGGGGGUAACAUGUCUUUAAAAUUGCUAGGUGCAGUUUCCGUGGCAAAGAAUGCAUCACUGUACAAUUGGUGUGAGUUUUGUCACACAUGGCUUUUAGACUACGGAGACGCCUGUCAGCGGAAGAUAGACCAUCAGGGGUAUGCCGCUGGGACUGGUGGUUGUGUGUUGUUUUUGCUGAUUUUCUACCUAGACCAUUUAUGCAGGCAUCCUGUGAGAUGGGAUGAGUUUCCCAGGAUCAAAGUCUGGACACAGGAGGAAGUGGAUGAGGCCAAGAAUCGGGAUAGGAAAGCGAGUGAAGAUUAUGGAAGGAUUACGACUGUUGAUGUUGUGUACGGGGAUCCUCAUCCCCUUUACGGCAGGGAGGGUAGACGGUCUCCCGCAGUAGAGGUUGCUGAGAUGGUAGCACAGAUGACUUCUUCAGAAUGGAGACGCACCCUAGCUCAGGAGGUCACAGAGAUGGUCAUGGGGCAGCUUGCUCCAUUAUUGCAAGAUCGCCGGGGCGUAUCCCGUGAAAGAGGAAUGAGGUCAUAUCAUGCUACCGAUCAUUUGACGAUAGAUGUUGAUGGUGUGGCUAUGCCGUUGGACCAGUCUGUGAAUAAGGUGCUUACAGAGUUGGAUGCCGAUGACGAUUCCGAUGUGGAGUUGCAACCGUCUGAUGGGGGACGUGUAUUUGUGGGCCCUCAUGUGAGUGUGCCAGUUAUGAAUCCCCUAGACCCGGUCAGCCACGGUGAUGUACCUUUGGUCCACACUGCUGAUGAUGUUGGUGUAGUAGCAACUGACCCAGAAACAAGCAAGCACCCGGUCGACCAGACACAACAGCACGUACAGGUUCAAGCUGGUGACGGGCCACCUCCAGAUGGAAUGUCAUCGGAGAAGGUGGGACAGCUGGGUGUAGUUGAAGACAAAGAGGAUGGUGAAGACAAUGGUGAGGAGAAUGUUGAGGAGCCGGAAGAGCAGGAUGGUGGCGUCAAGGAUGGGGGGCCGAAUAAUAGGGAUGAUGACGAUGAUGAGGGACCGGCUAAUGGUCCUGUGCAAGGAACGGUUGCAGCAUCGCCCUUGGAGAACAUCGCUCAAGAGAACCCCCCUGAAGAUAAGAACAGUGAAGAGAACACCAGUCAAGAUAACCCCACUGAAGGGAACACCACUGAUGAGAAUCUCCAAACUGAUGACCAAGAAGGACCACGGGAGAAAUUGAUCCUAAGGAUUCCGAGAACAAACCCAAAAACACGCUAUCGGCAGACGCGAGUACGAAUGACAAAACUUGAGAGUGACGUAGUAGCUUAUGUGGAGUCAUACAAUCCUAAAGGGAAAGAGCAGGGGGCCAUGCUUAUCGAGUGUGAUGGUAAUGAUGCAAAUCGGAUGAUGUGCUACUCGGUUGUGCGUCCUAGGGAGUACGUGCAUUCCCAAUACGUUCGGGCCGUUGCAAACAUAUACAACAGGGAAUGGGCUCUGGAAUACCCAACGAAUUCUCGCAGAAUCAUGCUGGACUCCUCAUUUGCGUAUCAGAAAUUAAAGACGAGGGAAACAUAUGCUGGUCUGCUGAAGAAGUGGUCCACCCCUCUCCAGAAGAUUGUGUCAGCUGAUAUAUCUGUGGUCUAUGUUCCAGUUGUGGACAACGGACAUUGGUGGUGUGUUGCUUUUGCACUGAAAGACCAGAAGAUAUGGUUCAUUGACAGCAUGUAUACUAAUCCUGCUUCCGAGCAUUCUGGGGAUGUUAAAAAAUUGAUAGCAGCUGUGGAGUACGUUCUACAUUGGAGGGACACGCAGUAUAAUGCAGCUCUUGUUUGGAAGUUGAAGCAAAUGCAUACUUGGCCCUUGGAUUCCAUUAGCUUCCCUGACUACAACGACAAUCAUGCGUGUGGAAUAGUAAUGCUUAUGGCUAUCCAGGAAAGUGCAAGGGCAUUUACAAAGACGAUGCAUGUGGGGGACAUCAAUGUAGCUCGGAGGGCACUGUUUUUGUCUCACUUGAAUUCAGAUUUCAACUCCUGCCGCCCGCUUCUUCCCCAAAUCGUUGCAACCCACUGCCCAGUUCGUUGAUGUUUGGUCGUGCUUCUUCUGCUAACGUUUAGGGUUUUUAACAGAGAAAACAAUUGCACACUUAUCUAGUCAAAUUUUGAAAUGUGAUUAACGCGUGAACUUAAUCGUAGUCGUUGUCCUUUGAUCCUCACAUUUUUUCUAGGAGGUGGGAUUCAUUGCUUGCAGGUAUGUUUUGCAAGUUUUGUGGUAUGCUUUGUAUCGUGCAUUAAAGAUUUACAAUACGAGUUUGGUACGUGUUGUGAUA
Molecule: messenger RNA, 4017 nt
Organism: Spinacia oleracea (spinach)
Lineage: Eukaryota; Viridiplantae; Streptophyta; Magnoliopsida; Caryophyllales; Amaranthaceae
Exons: 14
Coding region: 471-3773 (1100 amino acids)
Biological process (GO): proteolysis
Molecular function (GO): cysteine-type peptidase activity
Source: RefSeq, a predicted model, not a curated record